Molecule: messenger RNA, 334 nt
Organism: Racocetra fulgida
Lineage: Eukaryota; Fungi; Glomeromycota; Glomeromycetes; Diversisporales; Gigasporaceae
Source: the annotation of a GenBank genome assembly
AAGAGGAGAUUAAUGAGAGUAAAGAUAAAAAUAAGGAUGAGAAAAAAGAGGAAAAAGAAGAUUACUAUUUGAUGGUGAUUAAUUUAUUACAAAAAAAUAAUUUCGAUGUAAAAACUUUGCAAAGGCUCCCCAAAUAUUCUACUGUUCGGAUCUCUUUUAAAGAAUACUUUUAUUAUCUUAUCAUCUGGCAUAAAAAAAUCAAAAAAAAUAUCAAAUAUUUUUCCUAUAAAUAUGCAAUAUCUAAAGGAAUGGAUGGACCAGAAAUAGAUAAAUUUGAAGAAUACAUGAGAAAAAAUGUGAAAAAUACUACAUCUUUUGAAAAAUAUUACCAAAA